Phycodurus eques (leafy seadragon) is the source of this 3365-nucleotide messenger RNA. It is a transcript of the gene pum3, whose product is annotated as pumilio RNA-binding family member 3. Gene Ontology annotation, cellular component: nucleolus. NCBI's taxonomy places the organism in Eukaryota, Metazoa, Chordata, Actinopteri, Syngnathiformes, Syngnathidae. Gene Ontology annotation, biological process: regulation of translation. Gene Ontology annotation, molecular function: mRNA binding. The record is from RefSeq and is a predicted model, not a curated record.
AUGCUCGCUAAUAAUAGAAUGGAAGCUAAACCAAAAACACCCUAUGCCCCCAAAGGAGUAAAGAAGUUGAAACAGAAAGGAAAGGAUUCUCCUGGGACAGUAUCUGGCAGUAGGUCUCCUGGUAAAAAGCCCUUCAAAGCAUACAACAAGAAGGACACGAAAGGCAAAAUGGGGAAGAGUGGAGAUAACGCCAAGAAACAACAGACAUUUGCUAAAGGUGGAAAAGGGCCAAAGAGAAAAUUUGACAAAGAGGAAGGAGACAAUGAAAAAGAGGACAGAGGCCCGCAGGCAAAGAAGUUCAAGAAAGGUGGCUUUAAGCCAAAGAAGAAGGAGGAGGGAGUGCAGCAGACAGAUGAAGACCUGAAGAAAAACAGGCUGCAGAAGAAGAAAGACCUGAAGAAGAGCAGACAGCAAGCAGAUCGAAAGGACAUGUACCAGAUCAUCAAUCAGGCCAAACAAGUGUGGGGAGACCUAAGGACGAAGAAGUGUGACAGCGAUUUAAAGAGGAAACUGAUGAAGGAUCUUCACGAGCUUAUUAGGGGGAAGUACAAACAGAUGGCGUAUGCUCACGACUCUGUGCGAGUGUUGCAGUGUUUCAUUCAGUGGGGUAGCCACGAGCAGAGAUGGGAAGUGUUUGAUGAACUUAAAGAUGAUGUCAUUCUUUUGUGUAAGUCGCAGUAUGGAAAACACGUGGUGAAAAAGUUGCUGAUGUACGGGAAUAAGGAGCUGGUGGCAGCUGUGAUGCAAACGUUUAAAGGAAACGUACGACCAUUGCUCCGUCACGCCGCAGCUUCCGCCAUCAUUGAGUACGCCUACAACGACAAAGCUGUGCUUGCGCAGAGACUCAUGCUCACUGAGGAACUGUACGGAAAUAUCUUCACCAUCUGCAAGUCAUCAGUGUGCAACACCAUCGACAAGGUUGCAGAGGCCAACCCCGACAAGCUGGACCAAAUCAUCACUGAUAUGAAGCAAAUUCUUACGCCAAUGGCACAGAAAGAGCAGGUCAUCAAACACUCUCUGGUCCACAAAGUCUUCCUGGACUUUUUCCUGUUAAGUCCUGACAAACAGAGAGCGGAGAUGAUCGAGUCAAUAAGGGAAUCAGUUGUCUACAUGGCUCACACCCACGAUGGAGCUCGAGUGGCCAUGCACUGUCUGUGGCACGGGACUGCCAAGGACAGAAAAGUCAUCAUCAAAACAUUGAAGACGUACAUGGUGAAGUUUGCCACGGGGGAGUUUGGUCACCUGGUUCUUCUCGCCAUAUUUGACUGCGUGGAUGACACCAAACUGGUCAAACAGGCAGUGUUGUCUGAGCUCUUGUCGUCUUUGGAUGAAGUCAUCAGUAACAAGUACGGCAAGAAGGUUCUGUUGUACCUGCUUAGCCCCAGAGACCCUGCUCACCUCCUGCCUGAGAUCAUCAAGGUGCUGGAACGAGGAGAUGACAAUGCACACAGUAAAAAGGACCCGGCCCUUCGAAAGAAGGAGCUGCUGGAGGUCGUCUCCCCGCCACUGCUCGAUUAUCUCCGCGACAACGCCGCCGCCAUGGUCAUGGACAAGGCCACCAGCGUGACAGUUAGCGACAUCCUGGCGUCGGCCUGCGGCGACCUGCGGCCCGCCAUGGCAGCUGUAGCUCAGCUGGCCAAUCAGGAGCUUGUACCAGGAGGGGUUCAAGGACAGCUCCACAUGGCAGAACAUCCCGCAGGACACUUGGUGCUCAAAUGGCUCAUAGAGCAGGACGUCACUCUGCUAGAAGCUGGCAAAGAAGAGUGCUUUUCCAGGAUCCUGGUGGACACUGUUGGGAUGGAAAAACUGAGGAGUUGGGUCAAAGUCAACAGAGGAGCCAUGGUGCUCUGCAGCCUCCUGAACAGCUGUGACAAGUCUGUGGUGGCAGACGUGAAAACAGCUCUGCAGGACUUUGAGCUCGACACCGCCAACAGCAGCAAGGGAGCCGAAAUCCUGCUAGAAAAUUUGAGAAAAUAGACACACACACACAGCUGGCGGCAUUCAGAGCAUCACUUUGGGUCAGGAAGUAGAUGCAAACCAGGACUGAGUCAUGUCAGCAACUGACGAGGACCUUAUUUCAACGACUUGUUGCAAGAUGUUUAACAACAAAAAAAUGGCCCAACGUGAAGGACACAGAGCCUCACUGACUGAGGCUAGUGUACGAGCAUUUGUAAACAUAUCUGUGCUCCAAAAUUAAUGGUCUUCUACUGUGGGCCAAGGCAAAAUAAGAUUUGGAGUGUGUAGCGUAAUCUGCUUUAAGAAAUUGACAAAUGACCUCACCGAGUGACAAUAUUAAAUUACUAUAGUACAAAAGUCAUUCUUCAGUUGUCACAAUUGUGAGGUCGUGCCUCGAUAAGCGUUCAGCUAACAUACUACACGCUAGAACAGCAAAUGCGAACCAACCAAGUCAAAACUGCAUCAUAAUAGGUUUCUCUCCAAGAUAAGAUAAUCAGUUGCUGUAACUGUGUGAUGGUUAAAUAUGUAAGUGGAAGGAUGGGCACGCAGGAGACUGACAAAGUUUUUGUCAUCAGAUUUUUACACUUGUAAAGUUUUAACCAGUUUUGUCAUUUUAAACAAGUUGGUCAACAGAUGAUGCUAAAAUAAAACAUUUAAAACGAAGAUUUGGGGUCAAUGCUCAUAUUCCAAGGAGGGGUCUUUUGAGUUUGAAUACAUCGAGCAAUAGCACAGUUUAUUUUAGUUGAUCAGUGUGAAUGUGGUGUUGUAGCUUAACGCUUCAGAAUGGACAAUUGCUAACAUGCACAGAAUUGUUACAUUUUAACCAGUUUCUGAUGUGUCACACUUUUGCACACAACUGACCUAUGAGAACACCGCUACAAUUAAAUGUGUUCAGUACAAAAAAAAAAAAAAGCUGGUAAUGUUCGUUUGGUGGGGGGGGGUUAGCUCUAGAAUAGAAAGCUAUAUGAGGAUUUUGCUUUCUAUUUAAAGUAUCCUGCUAUUCUGAAAAGCUGUUUUUUGUCACCUUGACAAUUAUUUCCGAAAGCUUGUGCUAUUGAGAUCAAAACGACAGGUGUGGUUGCCUCAUCUACUACUGCGAGACAAACCGAAUUAAGAGUCACAGUGCUGACUGUGAGAAAGGCUUGAUGACUCUCAAUGUUAAUUCUCUGUUGCAGUCUUCAAAUGAGUGCGUGUGCCCGAUUCCAUCUGGUCGGUUGGCACCUGUGACGCAAACACACUUGCCUCCAUUACACAUUAACUCUCUCGUCACAGCGUGUACUCUUGGAACGCAGGUCUCACUUGCAAUGUUGUUCCCCUGCGAGACAUUGUGGCAUUUAACAAGUGAAGUGGACGUAAGAAAGAACAAUACAUGUACUUCCUAUCCUUAGCAAAUAAAAUGCUGGCUUUGA